Haliotis rubra (blacklip abalone) is the source of this 2429-nucleotide messenger RNA. RefSeq lists its product as uncharacterized. NCBI's taxonomy places the organism in Eukaryota, Metazoa, Mollusca, Gastropoda, Lepetellida, Haliotidae. Bases 1 to 2241 code for a protein of 746 amino acids. The record is from RefSeq and is a predicted model, not a curated record. The transcript is spliced from 32 exons.
AUGAGUUCUUGGAAGUUGGGACACAUAGGAAAUUACAGUCCUUUGGGGCGACUGAGGGAAGAUGUCCGACAACAGGGAUACCUCUAUAAGACGGGACCCAGUCACAAGAGUUUUGACAAGCGUUGGUGUGUCUUAGAGCAUGGAUCUCUCACCUACUACUUGACAGAAAAGAGUACGACGGGCAAGGGCAGCAUCAACCGGCAGUGUGUCCACGGCAUACAAGAAACUAGUGUGGAGAAACAACAAUAUGCAUUUGAAAUCAGCACCAACAAGGCCAGUAACCGGUUGUAUCUGUUUGCUGCUGAGAACGAAGGAGAGAAGAACAGGUGGAUGCAGUCUCUUUCUAAGCUAAUCUGCCCGGGCAGCAUAAUGAAGGAUGUUGCGAUGAUGGAAUUCUCUCUUGGAGGAAAUUAUUAUGUCAAAGACAAUUUUUCAGAGGACUGGCGGAAGUCAUGGCUCAUGCUGAGUUGGAAGUUGCUGUAUUACAUGGACCAGAAUCAGAAGCUGGAGACAGUGGACUUGACAAAAGCCAGCAGUAUUAAGUACCAGGAGAUGGACAGAGGAUGUAGAAUGUGUACUGAGACAGGUCAACAUUUUGUGAUACAUGCCCCAAACAAGGCCCUGUACAUUCAGGCGGAUCUAGUGCGGGACACGGAGAAACUAUUUGCAGCUUGUGAGAAGGCAAUGAAAGGGCGAAUGAGGGAAGAUGUCCGACAUCAGGGAUACCUCUAUAAGACGGGACCCAAGCACACAACUUUGGACAAGCGUUGGUGUGUGUUAGAGCAUGGGGCUCUCACCUACUACUUGACAGAACAGAGUACAACGGCCAAGGGCAGCAUCGACCAGCUAUGUAUCCACGGGAUACAAGAAACUAGUGUGGAGACACAACAAUAUGCAUUUGAAAUCAGCACCAACAAGGCCAGUAACCGGUUGUAUCUGUUUGCUGCUGAGAACGAAGGAGAGAAGAACAGGUGGAUGCAGUCUCUUUCUAAGCUAAUCUGCCCACUCAGCAUAAUGGAACACGUUGGGAUGAUGGAAUUCUCUCUUGGAGGAAACUAUUAUGUCAAAGAUAAUUUGUCAGAGGAUUGGCGGAAGUCAUGGCUCAUGCUGAGCUGGAGGUUGCUGUUCUAUAUGGACCAGGAUCAGAUGCUGGAGAUGGUGGACUUGAGAAAAGCGAUCAGUAUUAAGUACCAGGAGAUGGACAGAGGAUGUAGAAAGUGUACUGAGACAGGUCAACAUUUUGUGAUAAAUGCCACAAACAAGGCCCUGCACAUUCAGGCGGAUCUAGUGCGGGAUACGGAGAAACUAUUUGCAGCUUGUGAGAAGGCAGCGAAAGUGACUCACGUGGACCACUUUUCUGUGUGUUGGACUACUUUUUGUCUUGGUGGGCGAAUGAGGGAAGAUGUCCGACAUCAGGGAUACCUCUAUAAGACGGGACCCAAGCACACAAGUUUUGACAAGCGUUGGUGUGUGUUAGAGCAUGGAUCUCUCACCUACUACUUGACAGAAAAGAGUACAACGGCCAAGGGCAGCAUCGACCAGAAGUGUAUCCACGGCAUACUAGAAACUAGUGUGGAGAAACAACAAUAUGCAUUUGAAAUCAGCACCAACAAGGCCAGUAACCGGUUGUAUCUGUUUGCUGCUGAGAACGAAGGAGAGAAGAACAGGUGGAUGCAGUCUCUUUCUAAGCUAAUCUGCCCGGGCAGCAUAAUGAAGGAUGUUGGGGUGAUGGAAUUCUCACUUGGAGGAAACUAUUAUGUCAAAGACAAUUUUUCAGAGGACUGGCGGAAGUCAUGGCUCAUGCUGAGCUGGAGGUUGCUGUAUUACAUGGACCAGAAUCAGAAGCUGGAGACAGUGGACUUGAGAAAAGCCAGCAGUAUUAAGUACCAGGAGAUGGACAGAGGAUGUAGAAUGUGUACUGAGACAGGUCAACAUUUUGUGAUAAAUGCCACAAACAGGGCCCUGUACAUUCAGGCUGAUCUAGUGCGGGACACGGAGAAACUAUUUGCAGCUUGUGAGAAGGCAAUGAAGGAGAGUGGCAGGACGCUGCAGGAUCAGCAGCUGACGUCCGAUGAUGUUCCUGUCAUCGUCAACAGGUGUAUUGAUGCCAUCACUAUGUCAGGUCUGAAGUCGAAGGGGCAUCUACCGGGAAAGUGCAACAAACUCUCGGGUACAGCUACUGCUGGAGGAGCUGAGGAAAGAUGCAAGAGGUGUAAAGAUGGAAGACUUCACCUGCAAUGAAGUGGCAAAUGCCCUGAAGCGCUUCUUCCGAGAACUGGACGAGUCAAUCUUCGCCAGUGAUAGAAAGCAUUGGAUAGAAAUCGCAGCGGUUAGCGACCAGACACGCAAGUUGAACUGGUACCACUACCUGCUUGACAAACUGCCCAUGAUCAACUACAACACUCUCAAGAAACUUGUCAUGCAUCUAU